AUGUUGGAAGAAGGCCAUCAGCUAGCAGCCCUUUUUGGGGACUAUGUCAGACUCCCUGCCCUGAUCAGCCCACAGCCAAUGGCUGAGCGCCAUGGGUACGAAGGCCCAGGUGGUCUCUGCAGCGCCGUCUGGCUCUGGAGCUCCUGUGGAAUCACCCGAGGCUCUUCAACUGUGGAUGCCCUGAAGGCAGCUGCAGCAGGCCUGGUGCCAGCAGAGGGCACAUCGCUGAGUCCAAAGCCACCUGUCCAUCAGAAAUCUACCUGGGCAAUAGGGGGCCUGUUCCGUAUUCAGAAGGCAGCAGGGGAUGUGAGGGUCACCGUCAUCAAUAUUCCUGAAUCACAGCAAGCCCACUGCAAGUGGCGGGUCCCUCAAUUUGUCAUCAGCAAACUGGAUGAGCGUGCCUUGUGCAUAUUCAUUCAAAACAGUGCUGAGUCUGUAGUCAGUGCUGUCCAAGUGUUUGCUGUCGUCAUUGUCACCAUCAUCACCAAACAAAUGGUGACCUGUCAUAACUUUUUGGCACAAACUGAGAGGCAGGUGGCGGUGAAGAAAGACAAGAAGCCUAAGAAGUCAACUUGGAAGUUCAAUUUGGACCUUACUCAUCCAGUAGAAGAUGGAAUUUUUGAUUCUGGAAAUUUUGAACAGUUUCUAUGGGAGAAGGUUAAAGUGAAUGGAAAAACUGGAAAUCUUGGGAAUGUCGUUCACAUUGAAUGCUUCAAGAAUAAAAUCACAGUUGUUUCUGAGAAACAGUUCUCUAAAAGGUAUUUGAAAUACCUUACCAAGAAAUACCUUAAAAAGAACAAUCUUCGUGAUUGGCUUCGUGUGGUUGCAUCUGACAAGGAGAUUUAUGAACUUCGUUACUCCCAGAUUAGUCAAGAUGAAGAUGGAUCCGAGUCUGAGGACUAG
Molecule: messenger RNA, 903 nt
Organism: Lipotes vexillifer (Yangtze River dolphin)
Lineage: Eukaryota; Metazoa; Chordata; Mammalia; Artiodactyla; Lipotidae
Source: RefSeq, a predicted model, not a curated record